Molecule: messenger RNA, 4271 nt
Organism: Dendronephthya gigantea
Lineage: Eukaryota; Metazoa; Cnidaria; Anthozoa; Malacalcyonacea; Nephtheidae
Product: transient receptor potential cation channel subfamily A member 1-like
Exons: 21
Coding region: 451-4002 (1183 amino acids)
Biological process (GO): monoatomic ion transport; transmembrane transport
Cellular component (GO): membrane
Molecular function (GO): protein binding; monoatomic ion channel activity
Source: RefSeq, a predicted model, not a curated record
CUAUUUCGGGCGAGCGUAAUAAUAAUUAAAGAAAUUAAUCUCUCUGUAUGAUUCCAUGUUUGUCGUGUUCAACGUCAGAGACAAACGCUAACUUGUAAUUUUUCGCUCUGUUGAAUAUAGCGACUUCCUUUCUUCAAACACUUAAAGCUUCCUGAGUAUGCAUACCCUAUAAAAAAUAUACUCCAGAGAAAUCGCUAUUCUUGCCUCUUGAUAGUUCGCCAUAUCGGCAUUCAUUAGUAAGAUUGGGUGCUUAAACAUCGAAGAAUAAUAUUAUUUAAUAAAUGAUUGCUUAAUAUGAUUAAAGUCUGCUUAAUCUGCUUUAAUAAAGAAUACGAUGAUAGAAGACCUAUGCAUGUUCGAUAGUUCGUGGCCACAUUACAGAAAAAUACAGCGUAUUGUGACAUUCUCGUUUAUUGAAGGACAGAAUUGAAGCAAGGCUGCAACCAUACAAUGGAAGAAUCAACAAACGGGGUGAAUAGCAGUGACGAAGAUGACUUGAGUGGAAAUGGUCACACCGUUUCAAACCCUGAAAAAAAACAAAAUGAUGGAGGCGAAGCGGAAUCGAUUCCCCGACUUGAGAAGCCAAUUUUGUCUGGUGCUGCAAAAAAAAAAGAGGAAAGCCCGUCUCCUGUCCAAAAUCGUUCAUGGAGGCAUAAACUUGAUCCGGCAAAAAUGUUGUUUGCCGCAGAAAGGAUAGAAGACGAAAGACCAUUUACUAUUCAAAAACCGAUGUUUCCUUAUCGCAAGGAGAGCAUAGAGGAAACUGCAGAAGAACACAUCCCGCUGAUCGAGAAAAAAAAGAAAAAAGCUUCAAAAUCAGAAAUUGUGCAGAAGAAAUUUGCUGGUCCUCCGUCGAAGUUAGAGAAUUCUCUACAAAAAGUGAUAGUCUAUAGUGAAGAUAGCUCUAAGAUUGCUCUCAUACGUAAGGCAGAAGAAAAAUUUUUCACGAGCGGUACAUCUGGAGAGGAAGUGGAUAAAAAAAUCGUGCUGAGAUACUGUGACAUCGCAACAGCAAUAUAUCUUGACAAUGAUAUACAUUUGAUCGGAUUUAUUUCAAAAGGACCAAGACACCACGCGGAAAUCCAACGUCGUAUACUAGAAGCAGUCGAGUUUAACAGUUUGAAGUGUUUACGCCUACUCUGUGACUACUAUUCGCCCAUUACAACAGAGGAAGAUAUCCAUCUGUUUCACCGCCGCUACGGGCUGUCUUCUUGGCCAUUGAAUGAGCGCCCCAAAGAAUCAGCUCUUCACCUGGUGGCAAAGAAAGCUACAUCAAUUGAAGCGAUGAAGGUUUUCGAACAGGUACCGAAAUUCCUGGAGGAUUUUUCAGACAUUCCGGACAGUCAUGGUUCCUCUCCACUUCUUCUGGCGAUCAAAUGUAACAAUAUGGAGGUGGUUAAGCGAUUGCUCACUAGAAAACCAGACUUAAACAAGCGAAAUAAACUUAACGAAACGCCUAUUCUUGUGGCGGCCUUAAACGACGAUGCAGAUGUUAUAAAAGAAAUGCUUGCGAUAUAUUCUGAAACUGAACUACUUGAGGUCAUUAAAAACAUUGAUGGAAAGGGCCAUUCUAUUCUCUAUCCUGCCUCUCAGAGUGGCAAACCAAAAGUUCUCAAUCUCAUUAUGAAGCAAAGUUGCUGGCGGGAAUUUUUGGAUCAAGAGAGGAAAAUGACUGAGCAUUGGGAAUCCUUUGUUUGCAAUGUUUGUCAAACAGGAUGCAAAGAACUUGCAAAAACAAUAUUUGAACAAAAUCCUGAACUCUUGGAAGCAAGCGGUGAAAAGGUUACCCCUCUUAUGCGUGCGGCCGAAGCAAACCAAUGGGAGAUUGUCAAACUUAUCUUCGAAUUCAAGCCAGAUCAUAGUAUUCUCAAGACUUGUGAUAGAAGAGGCAGAAAUGUGUUCCACUAUUCCGUUGAAAAUCCAGAUAUUCUACGUUAUCUUAUCGAAGAAGCCAAAAAGGGUAAUUCCAUGAAUACUGUACCUGCUAAAAUGGACAACUCGGAAAAUACUCCAAUAAAGCUUGCCGCGGUUAGAAAAUUGGAAGAGAGUUUCAAAAUUCUCUUAGAAUCCACGACUAGUGAAGGGGAUAUAUUUUCAGCUCAUCUUAUUCAUAAUGUCGACUUUCAAGUUUUGAAAAAGGGUCUUCUCAGCUGGAGGGAAAAGAACCCUGAAACACUAGCUUGUUUGCUGAAAGGUGAUUACAAGGAAGAUCAACCGUUUUUGGAAGCCGCUAAAAAAGGAAACAUUCAGUUAUUAGAGUUUUUCUUGGAGGAAGGAGCAAAUUAUUUACAAAGAGCUCCAAAUGAUCAAACUGCCAUCCAUUUUGCUGUCCUUUCUGGAAAGCUUGCCGCCGUUGAAUUUCUGCUGAAGAGAAAAGAGUUUCUAGAAAUGAUAAAUUUUACGGAUGACGUAAACAUCAGUGCAGCUGGUUAUGCAACACAGAGCGGAAACGCGGAGAUACUAAGAUGUCUGUUGGAGAAUGGUGCGAAAAUGAAAAGUGACUCAAAAACGGCCCGACUCAACAUUUUAGAUUGUGCGUACGGAUAUUUCAAAACUGGCGAAAAUUCCCUUAAAGAAAUUGUCAGGUUUUGUACAAAAAAUGGAAAAAUCCAAAGCUUACAAGAGUUAUUUGAAGACUCGUAUUUCGGUGCGGAUUGUAUAACUUCGAAGCUGAUCGAAAAAACACCGGACGUCGCCAUGAUGAUUUUUGACCUCUGUGUUUAUCAAGAUGAAUAUCUUACUCACCGUUCUUAUGGGGAAGUGGAAAUAGAAAGAAGAGUGUCGUACUCAUUUUUCCCCUUCAAACAAAACAACCCUAAAGACAAAGUGGAUGGCAAGCUUGAAGCUAUAGAAAGUAUGGUUAACACCAAAAGAGACAACUGUUUGGGCCAUCCACUAGUUUUGAGGUUUUUGAGCGAGAAACUUAAUUCAUCGAGAAUUCAAGAAUGGCUCUUUUUUAAUAUUCUUUUAUACGCGACAUUUUUGUUCACCUUAACUGCAUAUGGUACUAUGGCAAGUCAAGGAUCACACAACUUGAACGCACCAGGAAUGAUUGCAUUGUCGUUAAUUAUUUUGGUCUUUUGUGCACUUCAUUUCAUCAAAGAAAUACUUCAGUUUGCUCUAAGUACUGCGAAUUAUAUAAGGGACUUCGAAAAUUACAUCGAAUGGGUGAUAUUCAUCUGCGCUGUUAUUUAUGUGGUGCCUGGAAGUAGUAAGAAGACGGAGAUGCAGAUAGAAGCUGGAGCAAUAUCGGUAUUCCUGGGUUGGAUCAACUUUUCUUUGUUCUUGAAAAGGUUUUCAUUAUUUGGGAUCUACAUCAUCAUGGCGAAAAGAGUUUUUCUCACUGUCUGUAAGGUGUUACCACUCGUUUUGUUGUUCAUCGUUGCGUUCUCGCUGUCAUUUUCGCUGCUUAUUCCCGUGGAUCAAGGUUUCAAAAAUAUUCCAGUUUCUAUUUUGACAACAUUCGUCAUGAUGACGGGAGAGUUGGACUAUCGGGAUAUCUUUCUCGCAAGCAGACCACUUCACGUUUUGCAGAAAAUUCUACUUGUGCUAUUUAUUCUUAUGAUCUCAAUCGCUGUAAUGAAUUUAUUGACUGGUCUGGCCGUUGAUGAUAUUAAUGACAUUAUGACUCGUUCGAAAGAGGAGAAAAGAAUUUUUAAGGCGAAGCUUGUCAUUACAUUGGAAAGAAAUCUACGCAAUGUUCCAUUCUUCUCACUGCCUAAAAAUUUAGAUGGCCUGGAGGACUUUCCAGACAGAAAGUCUCAAUCUUCGUGGCUAUUACGCCAGUGGAAAAAGGUGUUCGAAGAUAGCGAUGAAGUGGAGGAACAAUUAAAAGCAAUGGCUGGUAAAAACGGGGGUAAUUGUAACAAACAAUUCGACGAACUGAGGGACGAGAUUAGAAAGACAAAUAAAGUGAUUCAGAGUAAAUUUGAGAAAAUCGAAGCAAUGUUUGAAAAAAUUCAAGCAGGAGGUAUACGUGCUUCAGCAGUUGAACCACACUAGACCGUCUAGACGUAUGAUUGCUUGAGUACGUACGUGAAGUUUCCUAAGAAAGGAAUAUUGAGAGUACAGAAGGUGCUAAAGAAGGACACUAUUUCAAAUCUUGUGGGGUACUGGGUCUAGUCAAGAGAAAUCCAAUGCGAUUACUAUUUUUGGGAAAGAAAAUGGAAAUUUAAUUUAGAUAAAUUGAUUUCAACAGUAGUAGCCUAUAAGAAUAUGUUUUCUACCCAAAAAACGAUUUAGUAAAUCUGAACUUUUAAUAUCAUAAGUUA